UCAAUUUUUUUAUAUACAUUGGUAUAUUGUAAAAGCAACAUAAAAAUUUUGUACAUUAGAUGUUUCUAACUGUAAAUAAUAUUUUGAAGUAUUCAAUAAUCAUGAUUACUGCAAAAGAAAACGUAGACUGUGUUGCAUAAAGAACCAAUUUCUUCGCGUUCGUCUUCAGGCGAAGGCUAGCAAGAGGAUCAAGUUGGAGUGAGCGGCGUUACCUGGUUGGGUCUACGGGGUCAGGCACACACACACGGCCACCACAGAUAGCAAGAGAGUACCGUGAAGACCGCUAUUCGUCUCGUGGUACGUGGUGGGCAUCGUACGGAUCGCACGGAAUAAGGUAUACGGAGUGUGGCGCGACAGGUGCGCCGGUUCCAGCAUUCCCGCAGUCAGUUUUUGCCCGUGAGUGCGGUCUCGUUUCGGUGCAACUAUGGACUAUCUCGGGUGCCACCCCGUAAUUGUACUGACCUGAAUCCGUUCGACGAAACGUGCCCGAAAAAACCGGUGUGUUCAGUGCCUGUGUUUGUGUUUUGGUUUUUUGUUCGUGAUUUCUUUUUUUUCUUAUCUGGACGACGCACUCCGCGAUCGACUAUGCGUUGACCGUGUUUUCUUUCGAUCGACCCGUGGAUUAUGUGGAUGUGAGGUUUUGUUUUGAUCGAGAACACGGCCACAGAAGAUUGGUGGAAUGGCGGCCCAUCAGCUAAUUGCCACCCUGGUUUUUCUCGCGCUUGUCUCGAAAAUACGAGCGAUAGGAUUAUGUGAAGUAGAAAAUGGACAGUCGAAUAUAAUUUUGGAUAUUGAAGAAAGCCGAGGGUCAUCAAUUAGUCAAGAAACUACACCAGCAGAGUUACCGAUAUCAGGCGAACCAAACGUCGACAUAUUUCUGGAUCUGUCAUUUCCAAAAGGUCCACCAUUGUUCUUCCUCAAUGGAAAGAAACUGCAGUUGCUCUCACCACUUGACAGAGACGAAAACAACCUCUCUCACAUCGUGUUUCAGUUAAUAUGCACGGUUAAAUCGACGCACAAGAAAAGGACUGUACCAGUAAUUGUAAGACUGACUGAUAUUAACGACAAUGCGCCACAGUUCGUUAAUACGCCAUAUGCUACCAGUAUAUCUGAGUUGACUCCCGUGGGAACGACGAUAUUCCAGAACAUAUUAGCCAAAGAUAAGGACACGGGCGUCAACGGUUUAGUGGAGUAUUCGAUAGUAAAGGGCGACGGUUUGGACCUGUACGAUGAAGGCAUGGGCCGGGGCCGCAUCCACAGCGAGGACGGAUACGGUUAUUUCGCCAUCAAUUUGCCGCAUCAGGGUCAGGUUACGGUCAAUAGGACGUUGGAUUUCGAGAAGACCCAGCGGUACUAUGUCACCGUCGUGGCCACUGAUCGAGCACGAGAUGAAUCGCAAAGAUUAUCAUCAACAACCACUCUUGUGGUUAACAUUAAGGAUGAUGAUGAUCUUCCUCCAUCAUUCAUCUACAAAGGAUGCAUGCUACUUGAUGGAGCUUGUAUUAAUCCAGAAUAUUCUGCUUCAGUCUCUAGUGGAAUGUUGCAUGGGAUCUUGAACGUAUCUCCAGAAAAAAUCCAAGCUGUGGACAUGGACACGAUAAACUCACCGAUAAAAUAUUCGUUCGUGAGCGGAAAUCCGGACUCGUAUACCGAUUACUUCCGGAUCGACCCGGAUACCGGAGCAGUCCACCAAAUAAAAGCAGUCGACACGUCCACCACGAAAAAGUUUCACGUCAUCAUCAAGGCCCAAGAAGUUUCAGAGGCGAAAAGAUCGACAACGGCAAAGUUGGUGAUCACCGUCAAACCAGUCGAUGCUCAUCCACCAGAAAUCAAACUGUCCGCUACUGAAGGAUACGUCGAUGAAAAUUCCCCAAUUGGUGAAAAAGUGCUGGACUCCAACGGUGAUCCACUUCUUGUAACCGUUGAAGACAAAGAUUUCGGUGUUGACGAUCCAAAACCGGCCUACACCUUCGAACUAACCAGUCCCUUCUUCCUUAUCGACAAAUCCGGGCACGUUGUCAUCAAUGAAAACAAUCUGGAUCGGGAUCCUCCAAACCCAGGACAAUUUAAAUUUCAAAUCGUCGCUAGAGAAAAGAACGGAAACGCCGCGAGUGCUCCAGUUUCUCUCACAGUCAUGCUGAACGAUGUCAACGAUAACGCCCCAAUUUUGCCGAUAAUUGCACCAGUUUCUGUUCCUGCGGGAGAGGUGAAACGGAAAGUAAUGACCAUUAAAGCAACAGACAAUGAUGAAGGCGAUAAUGCUAUAAUUAAAUACUCAAUCUACCACGUUUCUAACAACGGCAAUAACAAAUUUACUAUUAAUCCUGUAACUGGACUUUUGGAAACUGUUGGGAAGCUGAAUGCAGGAGACCAAUACAGUUUGACAGUACAAGCGACAGAUAAAGGAGGGUUAUACAGUCAGGCGAUUGUAGAAGUUACUAUCAGUCCAGGACCUAAUACACAAGCACCCAUUUUUGAACAAUCAAUUUAUGACAUUGAAGUCAGCGAAGGAGCGACCAUUAACUCGACCGUUGCUACCAUAACUGCUGUUGAUCCCGAGGAUGAUCCCGUGUCGUAUUCAAUCGUAUCAGGGAACGAUCUGCGACAGUUCGCCAUCGGCACCAAAACUGGAAUCAUUACAGUUAUCAGAAAACUGGACAGAGAAGACUUGACCAGAUACCAGCUGAUCAUCAAGGCGGAGGAUACGGGCAAGCUAUCGUCCACGGCGACCAUAAACAUCAAGGUGACCGACAUCAACGACAAGAACCCGGAGUUCGUGGGCGAUCCGUACCACUUUUCUGUGAAGGAGGGACUGAACAGGACAUCGGUCGGCUUUGUGCAUGCAACCGAUGCAGACGAAGGAAUCAAUGCUCUGGUUUCGUAUUUUAUUCCGUCCGACUUGCCCUUUGACAUCGAUAACGAGACUGGAGAGAUUACCACUAAUCGACCGUUGGAUUAUGAAACACAAAAGGAUUAUAGUUUUGUUGUGACUGCAAAAGACGGAGCUCCAGAUCCGAGAAUUGCAACUGCCACUGUCUCUGUUGCUGUAAUUGACGUGGAAGAUGAAGUGCCUGUGUUCAACAAACUUGAAUAUGAAGCGUCUGUUCCAGAAAACAUGCCGGAAUUUUUUGUAACAGAUGUAACUGCAAUAGACCCAGACACGGUUAAGAAGAUAACAUAUGUUAUUCAUCAAGGCCCAACAGAUUUGUUUAGAAUUGACGAAAACACCGGUUCUAUCUUUACAACCAGAGGUUUGGAUUAUGAGAAGGAAAGUCAACAUGUCCUCAUCAUUGGUACUCUUGAGAACAUGUCCAGUAAAGAAGGUAGUACAACAAAAGUAAUAGUCAAUGUUGAGGAUCGUAACGACAUUCCUCCUGUGUUUACAAUAAUUCCUCAUCCAAUAACUUUGGAAGAUGACGCCGCCAUUGGAAGUACAGUUACUACUUUGGUGGCCACUGAUUCUGACGGAACUGCUCCGGGAAACAAAGUGAGGUAUGAAAUUAUUGGACGCGGAAAGGCUUCCAAGUAUUUCCAAAUCGACCCGGACACCGGAGUUCUUCGAGUGACUAACGAUUUAAAGAAGGAAAUUGACACAGAAUACCAGGUUGACGUAAGAGCGUAUGACUUGGGAGAACCGCAACUGUCUUCCGUCAUUACAGUCGACGUUUAUAUCCAACACGUUGCCACCGUCGCUCCGGAAGUCGGGCUCCGUUUCGCCGACACUUCGUACAAUUUACAGGUGCUGGAGAACGCGACAGUUGGACACAAAGUCAAGACGUUGACCAUUGUCAACAGCAGAACGCACGGAACUAAUAUACCAUUGAAGUGUCAAGUAGUUUCUGGAAAUAAAGAAGGUUUAUUCUUCAUUAACGUGACAGAGGAGAGGAACUGCGCAAUUUAUCUAAAUGGCUCCUUGGAUUAUGAAACUCAGGAAUCCUACGAGAUGGAGGUGCAGAUCAUGUCACUUCAAGGAUUCAUCAACAAAGAAUUUAGUAUAGCGCAAAUAACCAUAAAUGUGGUAGACAUAAACGAUAAUAAACCGUACUUUAUAUAUCCUUCCGGUACCACCUCGAAAAAAUACUACGCCGCGAUAACAGCGAACUCGGCUCUUCAAACUACAGUUACCCAAGUCAAAGCGGACGAUAAGGAUAGUGGAAAAUAUGGAAAAAUUAAGUUUUCUUUACACGGCAAUAACAGCAAAGAAUUCUUCGAUAUAGAUGCUUCCACAGGUGUAAUUCGCACGAAAAAGUCAUUUAUGGACAUUGAUGACAACAGUUUACCAUUCCAGUUAAGUGUUGGUGCGCGUGAUAAUCCGAACGCCUCUAGUGACUUUUUCGAGAUCGAAACUCCGGUGAUUGUGAAUUUGAUUUCCUCGGAAAAUCGAUUGAUUUUAGUGAUUGGCGAUGCCAAACCAGAUGUUGUUCAAACCAAGUUGGACACUAUUACGCAUGUCAUCCAGGAGCAGACCGGUUUUAUUGUGGGUGUGGAAAAGCUCGCAGUUAUGGAGUUUAUCGGCGGCAACGGUACUUUAGAGAAGGAUCCGUCAGGCACCGAUGUUUGGUUCUAUGUUAUCGAUCCUGAAACCGACACGAUAUUGCCCAGGAAUAGUUCUUUGAUAAAAAGGUCGAUAUUGGAGAAAACGGCGAUGGACAACAUAACGUUCGACGUGACGGGCCAGAUAAAAAACACCGCCUUCAAUAUCCACGAGCCAAUUGUUUUGCACAGGGUGAAGACGGCGUCCAUCGCAUCUUUUAAUGGCGAAGUAUUUCCAUAUGCUCUGAUCAUAAUUGCCUGUAUUAUCUUUGUACUGGGUAUCGUUGGAAUUAUCUACAUAUGCGUGUCGUGGUCAAGAUAUAAAUCCUAUAAGGAUCAAAUGCAACGACAAUAUGUAGUUCCAUCGAGUCCAUCGAGAUAUGACACAGUGUAUGUGGAACCAAAUUUAAAGGAGUACGAGACGCAAGUGCUUCAAAUGUGCGUUCCCGUUGACGAUCCUGAAGAUUUUAAUGAUUUGCACUUGGACUUCAGCAAUAAAAACCACGCGUUUAGUCUGGAUAAUGUUAGUUACAUUAGUAAAGAUAAUAAUCUUAAAAAAUACGGACAAUCGAGUCCAGUUAGUAGUGAAUCAGCUACGACAGCUCGAGCUUCAAGUGUUGGAGAUGGCCAUAUUUUAAAAAAUAAUGACCAUUUAAGGAGGGACCAUAUGUAUAAUAGCUAUAAUACUACAAUGUUUUGAGAUUCAGGGAUAUAAUUCAGGUCUUCUGAUGAAGAGGAAAUGAAUGCCAGUCCAACGAAUGACAACGUGAUGUUUAAAGAAAAAAAAGACUACUUACACUUAGGAUACUCGUAUGGUGACCACUCCCCAGUGGAAACAACGACAGAAUUGUAGAUAUUUCUUACAUUGUUUUGUAUAGUCAUAAUUAUAACUGAUUAAUUUAUAUUGUAAUUAAGUUAGAAUAAAGGUUGUAGGUACAUAA
This is a messenger RNA of Aethina tumida (small hive beetle), 5474 nucleotides long. RefSeq names its product cadherin-99C. NCBI's taxonomy places the organism in Eukaryota, Metazoa, Arthropoda, Insecta, Coleoptera, Nitidulidae. Gene Ontology annotation, molecular function: cadherin binding; calcium ion binding. Bases 680 to 5233 code for a protein of 1517 amino acids. The transcript has 23 exons. Gene Ontology annotation, cellular component: plasma membrane; catenin complex. Gene Ontology annotation, biological process: homophilic cell-cell adhesion. The record is from RefSeq and is a predicted model, not a curated record.